AUGAUCAAACAUCAACCUACGAACAAGCUGACCGGAAGGAACUUGCUGUCAAAAUCCUGUAUUGGAUCCCACGAUAACAUCACUCCCACGCUCUUCUUACCUGGGUUAUUGUUUGAUGGCACAUUUUCAUACAAUUCGCACUAUGGCAUUCAUACAAUUCGCGCGCAUGCACCAAAGCUGCCGACACUUGGAAUGUGCAGCUACUGUCUUUCUCACCGGUCAACAGGAAGGAGGCAGUGCCAAUUUCCAGGUCUCUUCUUCACAACGGCAUCUAUAACGAACAUCGUUAUUGAACCACAAUAAUAGGCCUUUUUUUUUCUUCGGUCAGCAAGGCUCACCUAGGCUGAAUUCGCUUGAACCAUGUUAAAUCACCCUCAUUUGCGAGUUAUUGUUGACCGCCUUUUCUCUUGGGUGUGUAAGAUUGAUUGAUUGAUGGAAUCGCGAUGCCUAUCAGGAAUAUCUCACUGGUGACCGAACAUGAGCCCGAACCAUCAUCUUACACAGAACCUCAACUGUUCGACUAUAUCAGGUAAAAAUAUUCGAUAAGAAUUUCCGCUGAUUUCCGAAUAGAGACAAAACAGGCCAUUUGCCUACCGCAAUGCCAUGUAAACAAAAUAAUCAGUCUCACCAUAAUCUCGUAAAACGGUAAUCGUUCGCAUCGAUAUCUCGUUUUCGGCCAGGUCCAUUGACAGCGGCUGUCAGCACGACUACACGA
Molecule: messenger RNA, 715 nt
Organism: Periconia digitata
Lineage: Eukaryota; Fungi; Ascomycota; Dothideomycetes; Pleosporales; Periconiaceae
Source: the annotation of a GenBank genome assembly